This is a messenger RNA of Aspergillus affinis, 729 nucleotides long. RefSeq lists its product as uncharacterized. The record is from RefSeq and is a predicted model, not a curated record. Bases 1 to 729 code for a protein of 242 amino acids. NCBI's taxonomy places the organism in Eukaryota, Fungi, Ascomycota, Eurotiomycetes, Eurotiales, Aspergillaceae. The transcript has a single exon.
AUGGCUAGACCUACCCAGCGCGUCGUUUUUCCUCCCUUCGAAGGCCUCUCUCAGGUCCCUCCUUUACCGAGCAAUAUGCAAUAUGCGCCAGAUUACCUUCCUGAGCCGCACAAUCAAGGAUACAAUCUUCCAGAAAGAACCAACAUUACUCUGCCUACGAUUUCCAUACUCCAAGGCCGGCACGACUUUGACCGCUGGGUCUACUACGCCCAAGCCGCGUUGGAUUGUUGGGACUUGACACAGUUGAUCAAUCCGCAUCUACCUCGUCCCGAUCCGAUGAGCCGUGAAUACAUGAAUUGGCGAAGGUGGGCCUUGUACGUAUCAGGCUGGCUCAGAUUACACAUCUCGCCGGAGGUGGUGGAGAACAUGAUACUCUUUCAUAAGCUGAACAUGUAUCCCGAUGAGCUGAUCUGCACGCUCUCGCAAUUGCUCUUCGCCACUCUGCCCAAUUUAUUGGGCAAUAAAGCGUACGAGACCGUGCUAAGAGGAGACUUCUAUACCAGAUCGGAGUAUUUACAUGCCAUGUGGGGUAGGAGACUCUAUUCGGUUCAACGGAACAUAGAGGUGAAUCUUUUCGGAAUGGUCCUGACCAUACUGAAAGCUUUGGAGAGUGAAAUUCCCAAAACCGUCGCGGCUGAACGAGAUACCCUUCGACAAGGUAUUGUCUUGAUAGUGGAGGAGACUCAGUUCAGUCAAUUGCUUGUGAGGCUUUCAACUGCUGUUGAGUAG